GUCAUUUCCGAAAAAUAGUUUUUAUUUUGUGAUGGGUUGAUUAUCGGCAGAUCUUUCACUUUAAACAUGGGGUAUCGUUACAUUUUACUAGUAACACAUAGUAAUUUACAUAUGGUGACAGUUCUAGCGAUCACUAAUCAGCCUGUGUAACCUAUGAGUUGUCCCCCCCGUAUAUUUAUCUAACCCCUAGGCGAUACUGAAGAUAGUUAACGUUAGCUCUAUCACGUGCCAUAAUUCCGUAAAAAUGGCAUAGUUUUUGUCGAGAAAGUUGAUUGGAAUGAAAAUUCUCUCUUAAUUUUCAAAAAUAUUUAUCACCAAAAUGCUCAAACGUAAAAUAACCUCUACUUUUAACAAUAAUAAAAAACAAAAAGCAACCACUUUAACACAAAGUUCUCUUUCUUCUUGGGUCAACCCUCAGCCACAAACCCUUAGUACUAUUAAUUCAGAAACCUUAUUCAAUAAAAUAGGAAAUGAAAAUAAAGAAUUGUUGAGCUUGGAAAUUAAGACUAUGAAUAGCGAGUGGCUGAAAGUUUUAAGCGGCGAAAUGCAGAAACCCUACUUUAUAGAGCUAAAGAAAUACCUUCAGAAUGAGAAAGCUAAUAAUAAGAAAAUUUUUCCACCUGAACCGGAAAUAUAUAGCUGGUCAAGAUUUACCCCACCAUCUUCAGUCAAAGUUGUCAUUAUAGGACAAGAUCCUUAUCACAAUGUCGGUCAGGCUCAUGGCUUGUGUUUUAGUGUUCCACAUGGCGUCCCACCACCACCAUCGUUGAUCAAUAUAUAUAACUCCUUGAAAAAGGAUAUUCCGUCAUUUCAGAUUCCGAAACACGGUAAUCUUAUCAAUUGGGCCAAGGCUGGAGUCCUCCUUUUAAAUACCUCUCUCACUGUACGAGCCCAUGAGGCAGCAAGUCAUAGUGGAAAAGGAUGGGAGAAAUUUACUGAUGCUGUGAUACAAUAUUUAAACGAGAAAGAGAAUGGAUUAGUUUUCAUGUUAUGGGGAAAUCAUGCUAUUAAAAAAGGAAAAAAUAUUAACGAGAACAAACAUCUCGUUCUGCAAACAGUCCAUCCGUCACCAUUGUCUGCCCAUCGUGGAUUUUUGGUGUGUUGUCAUUGGUCUAAAGCCAAUGCAUACUUGAAAUCUCACGGCAAACAAGAAAUAGAAUGGAAUUGUUUGUCAGCAGCUGAUUAACGAGUCACUUAAGUUUGCAGAAAUACUUUAUUACUUUAAAUAUUCUCUGAUAUGGAAACUAGUUGCAUUUUCUCUUUUUUUCUUGUAAAUAUAUACGUAAUAAAUAUAAUAAAAUGACGAGUUUAAUAAAAUACUAAAUUGAUGCUCUCCGCAUCUGCUGGUUGGAUGGGGGUGCUGAUAUAGAAAUGUUUAUGUAUAGUAAAAUUUUAUUUCCUAAGAAAGCUGCUGCUUCCAGUGAGGAUAAAAAAAAAUAAAAAAAAAAAAAAUAAUAUACUAAAUUGGAAAAUCAUU
This is a messenger RNA of Rhizophagus irregularis DAOM 181602=DAOM 197198, 1477 nucleotides long. RefSeq lists its product as uncharacterized. Lineage: Eukaryota; Fungi; Glomeromycota; Glomeromycetes; Glomerales; Glomeraceae. Gene Ontology annotation, molecular function: uracil DNA N-glycosylase activity. The record is from RefSeq and is a predicted model, not a curated record. Gene Ontology annotation, cellular component: mitochondrion; nucleus. Gene Ontology annotation, biological process: base-excision repair; base-excision repair, AP site formation via deaminated base removal.